Messenger RNA from Raphanus sativus (radish), 1374 nucleotides. RefSeq lists its product as uncharacterized. Lineage: Eukaryota; Viridiplantae; Streptophyta; Magnoliopsida; Brassicales; Brassicaceae. Gene Ontology annotation, molecular function: phosphatidic acid binding. Bases 48 to 1121 code for a protein of 357 amino acids. The record is from RefSeq and is a predicted model, not a curated record. The transcript is spliced from 2 exons.
CAUUUUUUUGUCAGAUCCAAGAGAGAAACUAAGAAGAUCUUGAAACGAUGCCGUACUACACCAGAGACGAGGAUGAAGUCGACGAUUUCGACGAGUUCGAUCCGACGCCGUACAGCGGCGGUUACGACAUCACAGUGAUCUACGGCCGUCCGAUCCCUCCAAGCGACGACACUUGCUACCCUCUCUCCUCCGCAGCCGACGGGGAUUUCGAGUACGAGAGACCUGAAUUCACCUCGUACCACGAUCCUUCCGCCUACGCCGAAGAGGCUCUCCAGACCGAGUACAGCAGCUACUCCCGCCCCAAGCCCCGCCCCGGAUUUCGCCCCGGUUCAGCCGGAGGCGGCCACGUCCAGGGCGAAAGGCCCGAUCCCGGUUACGGAUCCGGUUACGGUGGUCAGACGGAGGCUGAGUACGGCAGGAGACCUGAAUCGGGGUACGGCGGAGCGACGGAGACGGAGUAUGGCCGGAGACCUGAGCAGAGUUACGGAUCUGGUGGCUAUGGAGGUAGAUCGGAGGUUGAAUCUGGUGGUUACGGUGGAAGAACGGAGGUUGAGUAUGGCCGGAGACCUGAAUCUGGAUACGGUGGGAGAUCGGAGGUCGAAUCUGGCGGUUACGGUGGCAGAUCGGAGUCUGAGUCUGGUGGUUACGGUGGAAGAACGGAGGUUGAGUAUGGCAGGAGGCCUGAAUCCGGAUAUGGUGGGAGAUCGGAGACGGAGACCGAGUAUGAGCGUAAGCCUAGCUAUGGGAGGUCUGAGGAGGAAGAGGAAGGAGGUUACAGGAAGCCUAGCUAUGGGAGAUCUGAGGAUCAGGUUGACAGCUACAUAAAGCCUAGCAGCUAUGGAAGAUCUGAGGAAGAGGAAGAGGGAGGCUAUAGGAAGCCUAGCUAUGGAAGAUCUGAGGAACAGGAGGAAGGGAGUUACAGGAAGCCUAGCUAUGGCCGUCGCAAUGAUGAUGAUGAUGAUGAUGGGGAGCGUAGGAACCGUUCUGGUGAUGAUGAGGAAGGGAGCUAUGGCCGCAAGAAAUAUGGUGGAAAUAACUCUGAUGAUGAUGAUGAGGAGAAGAAACAGCAUCGUUACCAGCAUCACCACCACCAGAGGCGUCGUGAUGAAGACGAUGACUAAAACACUCUCCCAUGCUGGAGAGUCUUGUCCUGCUUAGCUUUAUCUUACUAAAUAAAAAAAGCUAAGGCAUUUAUCUUUGGAUGUUGCUGUUGUGUGUGUUUGAUUCUCUUUAGAUACAGCAGAGCCUGUGUCUGACUUUGUUUCUGGUUUAUAAUAAGAUCUUGAACUGGUAUCGGGUCAUCAUCAUCAUGUAAACUGUUGGUACUCUGUGUUUCGUUUUUAUGUUAUGGAACUUUCCUCUUUUAGAGUUUAA